Solea senegalensis (Senegalese sole) is the source of this 2890-nucleotide messenger RNA. Its product is annotated as carboxypeptidase Z-like. Gene Ontology annotation, molecular function: zinc ion binding; metallocarboxypeptidase activity; protein binding. The transcript is spliced from 12 exons. Gene Ontology annotation, biological process: proteolysis. Bases 274 to 2283 code for a protein of 669 amino acids. Lineage: Eukaryota; Metazoa; Chordata; Actinopteri; Pleuronectiformes; Soleidae. The record is from RefSeq and is a predicted model, not a curated record.
AACUGUUAAAUCUGUGAACAUGCGUACUUUAAUUAACCUAGUUUUGAUGUCUUUGAAGCCUUCCUUUAAGAUAACAAUCAGCAACUAGACGUCAACAUUACCGUGGCUCUGACUGAGGGAAGUUGGGACUGGAACUUUCUGCAGACACACUCUCCCUCUUUCUCUCUCUCUCUCUCUCUCUCUCUCUCACACACACACCCUUUGGCUGCGUGUGUGUGGUGGUGCCACAUCGAAACAGCUGGAAUAUACACUGAGCGUCGGAAAAUCUGUAUCAUGCUGCCGCUGGUCCUGCUGCAAUUGUUGGUCCUUGUUUCCUGCUCUCCUCCGCGGUGUGACCCAAGUAUCAGAGGACUGUGCAAACCAAUACUGGAAGAAAAACCCAAAUGCUCAGACGUCCAGUUGUCCUACUGCGAUGACAUGCCCUACACUCAGACCAUGUUCCCCAACAUCCUUGGACACAAGAGCCGCGAAGAGUCCGAGGCGGGGGCAGAGUACCUCCUCAUGAGCGUGGUUGAGUCCCUGCUCGGUGGAGAGUGCAACCCAGAGAUCCGCAUGCUGGGCUGCUCGGUGCUGACCCCACGCUGUGAGAAGGCGCAGGUGCUGAGGCCCUGCCGCAGCACCUGCGAGGCGGUGCGCAAACAGUGCAGCCAUGCUUUUGAUGGGAUACAGAUGGCUUGGCCCUACUUCCUGGACUGUGAUCGCUUCUUUGUUGGUGAACAAGAAGGAUGUUAUGACCCACUUGAAGGGCUUAAAGCAGAGCAGGAUGCUGCGGCCGUAGACAGCAUGGAAAUGGAGAUUUUUCCUCCAGAGGAACCUGGGACCUCGAUGAAGUUCACCUACCAUUCCAAUGCCCAGAUGAUCAGUGUCCUGAAGAAAACUGAGGAGCAGUGCUCAAGCAUUGCCAGAACCUACAGCAUUGGACGCAGCAUGGAGGGCAGGGAGCUGCUAGUCAUUGAGUUCUCAGACAACCCUGGCCAACAUGAGCUGCUCGAGCCGGCGAUGAAGUACAUUGGCAACAUGCACGGAAAUGAAGUCCUGGGCCGCCAGCUGCUCAUCUACUUGGCUCAGUACCUGUGCUCCGAGUAUCUGCUGGGAAACGAGCGUGUCCAGACCCUCAUCAACACCACACGCAUCCACAUUCUGCCCUCCAUGAACCCUGAUGGAUACGAGGUGGCUGUUAAUGGAGUCCAGGACAAUAAUUAUGAUGAUAACGAGGACACCAAUGCCCAACAGGGUCAUCGAUAUGAUACUUGGAACAUCGGACGAAACAACGCUCAGAACAUUGACCUGAACAGAAACUUUCCAGAUUUGACUUCCCUUGUUUACAGCAGACGCAAACAAAGAACCUUCCGCACUGACCAUUUCCCAAUCCCAGACUAUUACUGGUUUGGUAAGGUUGCACCAGAGACGUACGCCGUCAUGAAAUGGAUCCGCUCAAUCCCGUUUGUGCUGUCUGCGAACUUCCACGGCGGUGACCUGGUGGUGUCGUACCCCUACGAUCUGUCAAAACACCCGCAUGAACACAGCAUGCUCUCCAAAACACCCGACGAUCAGGUUUUCAAGUUCCUGGCCAAAGCAUAUGCAAACUCCCACGAAACAAUGUCUUAUGAGAACGUCAGGUGUGGAUCGUCUCAUACUGUCAGUCAGAAAGGAAUCGUCAAUGGAGCAGAGUGGUCCAGCUUUGCAGGAGGUAUGCAAGACUUCAACUAUCUUCACACCAACUGUUUUGAGGUGACUGUGGAGGUGGGUUGUGAUAAAUUCCCUCCUGAAGAGGACCUUUUUAUCGCCUGGCAUGAAAACCAAGAGGCUUUGCUCACAUUCAUGGAGCAUGUCCAUCAUGGUAUCAAAGGCAUCAUAAAAGAUGAAGAGGGAAAUGGAAUAAAAGGCGCACGGAUAUCAGUCAAAGGAAUACGGCAUGAUAUCACCACAGUUGAAAAUGGAGAAUACUGGCGCCUCCUCACCCCUGGCACCCACAUCCUUACUGCCUCAGCCCCAGGCUACACCAAAGCUAUGAAGAAAGUCCGCCUGCCUCCUGGCAUGCACACGGCGGGCCGAGUAGACUUUGUACUGAAUAAAGCUGCACCAGAGCCUGACCAGGAGGACCAUGCGGUCCCGACCAUGGACACCUAUGGCCUCUUUGACCCUUACAACCAGUACGAGCGCUACACCUUGAUGGCCGAUCAGAGCCAGAACCGCGAGGAGAGAGCAGAAAAGCCCUGGUGGUGGAACUACUUUGUCCUACCAGGUAGACCUGUCCCUACCUGGCUGUUAAAAAAAUAUUAGAGCUUCGAUAAGUGGAAGUGGAAGCAGUUUACACAUAAAUAUGGCUACAAACACAAUUAUUUACAUUAUAGAUUAUUCUGUAGAUUAUUUUCUCAAUUAGUUGUUUGCUCCAUAAAAUGUCUGAAAAUGGUCAAACCUCAAAAUGGUGUUCGUAAAGAUAUUCAGUUUCCACUGAGGAGCAAGUGAACCAUGUAAUAUUCACAUAGAAAAUUUUAAAUUAAAUUAUAUAAUUUGUUUCUAUAAAGAAAACAUGCAAACUGAUAAAUGGAUUAUAAAUAUUACUUGUAAACUACUAUCAGAUUAUGUUGCAGCAUUAUUUGCAGAAAUCAUGCCACCAUCACCAUAUGUGCUACUUUUUAACACUAAUACCUAUCAGAAAUAUGUAAAGCUAGCUGGCUGGUCUUCAUGUUAGCUGUCACACUUUUUGGGCUCAUUGAAUUCAUGAAAUCACAACAUAAACAAGUAUAAUCAGACAGGAUUUUACCCAGAGCUCUCAGUCUCUAAGCUUUUGCUGUUACUAUUAAACAGCUUCACUGUACAGCCUUGAUGAAAUGCAAGGCAGUCUCAUGUUUGUAUUUUCACAUUACAAUUUUAUAGCAUAAAUAAA